Messenger RNA from Callorhinchus milii (elephant shark), 2593 nucleotides. Its product is annotated as ADP-ribosylation factor-like protein 5B. The transcript has 6 exons. The coding region runs from base 346 to 885 and encodes 179 amino acids. Lineage: Eukaryota; Metazoa; Chordata; Chondrichthyes; Chimaeriformes; Callorhinchidae. The record is from RefSeq and is a predicted model, not a curated record. Gene Ontology annotation, molecular function: GTP binding; GTPase activity. Gene Ontology annotation, biological process: vesicle-mediated transport; protein localization to Golgi membrane; intracellular protein transport. Gene Ontology annotation, cellular component: cytoplasm; trans-Golgi network.
CGCCGCUCGCGGGAUAACAGAUUCAAACGAGCCGCGGAGAGAAGGGCGGUCGUUAAAGCCGGACGCCGAGCCGUUCGGCUCCGUCGAAUGACAUGCGGCCCCGGCGCGCCGCGUCGUUGGCGGCUUUGGGUGUGUGAGUGAGUGAGUGAGAGAGAGAGGAGAGCUCGAGCUCUUCGCGGUGGACGGCGCUCACCCCCUCCCUCCCCUCCCCCCCCCCCCCCCCCCCCCCCCCGGACAGCCAGGGUUCAACCGGUAAAUCGUGGAGCGGGGCCGGGGAAGAGGUGUGGAAGCCGGGAGCCGGCGCUGGCAGCUGUGGCCGAGGCGCCCGCCCGCGCCCCCCCCGACAUGGGGCUUUUGUUCUCCAGGUUUCGGAGCUUCUUUUGUAACCAAGAACAUAAAGUUAUAAUAGUUGGCCUGGACAAUGCAGGAAAGACUACCAUCCUUUAUCAAUUUUUGAUGAAUGAAGUUGUUCACACGUCGCCUACCAUUGGAAGCAAUGUAGAGGAGAUAGUGGUUAAAAAUACACAUUUCCUUAUGUGGGACAUUGGUGGACAGGAUUCCCUACGUUCAUCAUGGAAUACUUAUUACACCAAUACUGAGUUUAUAAUCCUGGUGGUGGAUAGCACUGACAGAGAGAGAUUGUCAGUCACCAAAGAGGAACUCUACAGAAUGCUGGCUCAUGAGGACCUAAGGAAUGCAGCUGUGCUGAUAUUUGCCAACAAACAGGACAAGAAGCGUUGCAUGUCAGCAGCUGAAAUCUCCAAAUACCUCACUCUAAGUUCUAUUAAAGAUCAUCAAUGGCACAUUCAAGCUUGCUGUGCACUCACAGGAGAAGGAUUGUGCCAAGGUCUGGAAUGGAUGACAUCUAGAGUUGGAGUAAGAUAAAAGCUUUCACUCUGAAAAUAUAAAGCCACCUGUGAUUGAAUUUUACUUGUACAGUUGCAAAUGUCCAGCAAAAAUGUAAUUAUGUUAACAUGAAUUAAAAGCAACACUUGUUUUAUAUAACACCAAUUAAAUUAAUGUUGUCAGUCAGGUUUAUACACCAUAGAUUCAGUAUUUGGUAUUCAUUCCACCCAAUGUUACCAAGGACCUGCUUACUUAACGCGUCUUAAUUGUCCUCUUCUUUGUGUACACUUGAAUAACAGUUCUGCAUUUUGGGUCAUAUUUCAUUAUUGCAUAUUAAUAAGUUUAAGCUAUAAGUAUUGGGACUGUAUUUGGCAGUAUUUUGGUGUAAAUGUGCUUGUACCACUAAAGACUUCAGAGAAAGGAUGUGAAACAAGUAUUCUCGUGACUACUCCCAAGUUACACAACUCGGCAGGUAACAAACCAAAUGUAUACUUCAUUUUUCAGGCCCUGACCUCUGUAACGUGUUAUGAUAUAUGUGAGGGACAUUUUUGGUGUGUCACUUACUUUUGCAAUCUUAAUAAAUGGUUUGUGGCUAGCCGAGCCUUAACCACUUGUUUUCUGAAACAGCUUUAAUGUAAAGAAAUUACCAACAUUGGUAUGAUGUUUUAGAAUUCACACCACCAGCAGCAGAUCAGUAUAGUUUAAAAAGAAUUGUCCCUUUUUAGGAUUAAAUGGGCUAGGGACAAAAUAUUAUUUCCAUUGAACCAAUUAUGUACUCAAAAGUAUUAUCAGUUCUGUCAACUGUUAGCGAGCAGUAUUGAUCAUCUAUGCACAUAAAUCUAUAUGUGCCUGAGAAACUGACAUUGCCCCUUUUUCAGCCAGGAAACGUUUAACUGCAGGGAAAGAAAACAGAGGAUUUCUCUUAUUUUGCAAACUGAGGUAAUGAAAGCUUCAUUAAUAUCUUUACAUAACUGCUCAGCUUUGCAACAAAAUACAGCAUUAAUUCUUCAUGGCUAAUUUCUAACAAUUUGCAAUAUCAGUUGGUCUGAACAAUUGGUAAUUUCCACAUUGAUGACAGACUGUUUCAAUUACAGUUAUCAUACUCCAUUGGACUUGAAAUGAUUGGGGCUGAAUAUAUUGUAUGUGGAUGUCAAGAUCAUGACAUUUCUGUUUGAAGAGCAUUAUGGAAAUUUUUGUUUUGCACUUUGGUAUGCUUUAAAAUAGAAGACUGGGUCUUGAUUAACAUGUUCUGCACUUCAGUUUGCAUUUGUUGUAAAAAGUUCAACAGUGUUACCACCAUUCUGUACAGUGUAGUAUAAAUUACCACCAAGAUAUUUCAUCAAAGCUUCUCCUGACAUAGGAUUCAGGGUCAUUGGAUGUGACACAAAGCUCGUAUUCUUUAGCAAGAGUGUGUGUGAUCUUUUAGCUAUGUUAAGCAAGUUUCUUGAAUGUUUGGAAUGAGAGUUUUAAAACUUUUGUAUAUUUUUAUCUGUCAGACUUCUGUUAGAUUUUUUUCCUAUAAAUUAUUUUUAAACCAUGUAUGUUUACAAUUUUGUUAGGAGGAACAUUUUGCCUUAUUAAAAGUAUUCAUUAAAAGAAAUGUUGGAUGUUGCUCUAGCUGAGCACAUUCAGUUUACCUCCUAUUAAACCGUGGUGCAUUAACAUUUGUAUUUUAUUUGCAAGUCAAGUUUUUGUGAGCCACUGUUAUGUAAUGUUUGGUUCAAACAAAUAAAACAUUCUAAACAAA